AUGCCGCCGAGCCGCGGGGACCCGACCCUGUGCACGCUGAUCGUCUGCUGCCCCUGCAUCGUGACGCUCGGCCCCCUCGCGGAGCUGGUCCGCAUCGGGAUCGCCGUGGCGAAGGCCGCCGCGUGCGCGUGCGUUCUGUCCGCGUGCGCCUUCUUUUUGGACGCCUUUCUCGUGCUCACGGAGGCCCCUGGCGCGGUCGCCCGCUGGGUCCACUGGGUGCUCUGUCGCUGCGACACGCUGGGCCCGAACCUGCGCGUUCUCGCCGUGUGCACGCUGCCGGUCAGCACCGGGGCGGGCCUCCUCGGCAGCUGUGCGGGCUGCCUCCUGUACGCGCUCUACAUCUGGAGCUACGCGUUCGCCGGCGUCUUCACGCUGACGUACUGCGCCAGCGGCAGGCAGUGCUGGUUCAAGAUCGACGAGUUCGGCCUGUGCGGCAUCUGGGGUGCCUAUGCGGAGGAGCUGUGGGGCAGGGGCGGCUCUGGGGGGUGGACGAAGAUCUCCAGUGAGCUCUUCAACGAGACGUUCGCUUUCCCAGGCUUCCGCGAGACGAGCGGGCUGCGCGCAUUUAAGAAGUGCUUGGACGCGCCGCAGACGGAGAAGAUAGAGGUGCCUCUGUUUCAGUUGUUUUUGCAGGCGUUGCUAGAAGGUGUCCGGUUUGUUCUCUUCUGUCUAAAGGCCUUGGCCUUGGUAUUGUGGCCCGCCGGUUUGCAGGCUCUCGGGUGCGUGAGCAUAUCAAUUUAUUAUUUCCCUUUGCAAAUAUACCUCUUCUUCUCGGUGGUGUUGACGACAGCGUACUUGGGGCCUAAUUUGCGCUGCAAGCUGGCAGUGCUCACGCCAGUGGCGCUCUUGUUCGGGUUCCCUUUGUACUUGCUGGGGAUUGGUCUUGUAAACUUGUUUGGCCUCUUGCUGUACCACAGCGCGAUGGUGUUCUGCAGCGUGUGGCCCGCGGACUUCGUGGUGCACUUCAGCUUCGACGUGGCUGGCGUCGGCCCGGCGGGCGCGUACCGUCCGAACGGUAGCAGCGGCGGCUCCAGCGCCGCUGAUCCGCCAGCAGUGCCCGUCCCGAAUAUCGGGCCGCGGCGCCAGCAGCUGAGGCUGGGCGGGCAGUUCCGCACUGCCAUUCGCGAGGCUUACCGCACCGCGCGCGCCGACGCCCGCGGCGGCUUCGGCUCGCUGCGCUACGGGAGCACCUCUCUGCCCAAGCCCGCGGCGUACUGUCUGUCGUACUUCUUCAGCUGCUUCGGUGGCAAGUGUCAGACGGGCUUCUCUCUGUACGAGCAGGUGGUCCUGUUCACGUGCGUGUCGUUGCGGCAGUGGCAGUGCCUGAACCGCGACGAGGCACGCUUUCGCGCGAACCUGCUCAUGGGUAUUCCAGACGGCUGGGAUGGGACGAUGUAUGAGGUCUAUUUCCCCUGGUGGAUCUUCUACAAAGGCGCAAUGUUUGUGAAGGAUUGCCUCGUGUGCUUGUUCCUGUGCGUCUGGAGCUCAUUCUGGAUCUCAUGCGUCGCGACCCUGAUCGUGUGCUGCCCCAAGCUCCCAUUGUGGUGUGUGCACGUCGUGGUCCGUGGCUUUCUAGACGCGUGGUGGCUGCUCUACUUAAUUGUGAAGAUGACGGUUGAGGACGGCGGGCUGGUGGGUUGCUUCUGCCUGAUGGUCAUGUGGCCCUUCGUGUUUUUGGCGCUCCUCACCGCAUACCUGGUACUCAUCUGGAAGAAGGUCAAAUGGUGGGCAGCGGUGCGCGCCGCCGGCGACGUGUACCGCGCGGUGCGAGAGGUCGACGAGGCCACGUGGAGGGAGAUGUUCCUUCCAGGGGUGUUCGAGUGCGACGUGUUCGCCAAGAGAUCACAGUGGUCAGCGGACAGUUUCACCGGCCUGACGUGCGUCCCGGAGCUGCCGGACGCGACGCUGGACGCCUGGGCGUGUCUUGGACAGAGAGGACGCUCCGCAGAGGAAGACUCUGCGCCAGGCGGCGCGGGCAGGGUUGGAGCGGUCAGUGGGGCCGCCGUGGCUGGCGCGGAGAGCGCGGAGGAGCCAGAGGCGCUCGAGCUGUUCGGCAGCGUGCGCAGCGACAGCCCCGCGGUGCGCGAGGAGCAGCUGUGGCGGGCCCUGGAGCGGGAGCUGCGCAUCCUGCUGCACCACGCGCUGCGGGGUGGCUGGCUCACCAGGCGGGCGGUGCAGGAGGCGGACUGCAGCUUCCUCGUGGGGCUGCCCAGCCUGAGCGCCUUCGACCUCAGCUUCGGCAGCCUCUGGAACGAGGAGGCGAACGCCGUGCAGAGCAAGAGCGACGGAAGGUCGACCCGGAGCAAGGGCGGUACAGCGUCCGCUCCUCCUUCGCAUGUGAUGUACUGGCCGCGCAGAGACACCGCAGUGGGGUUCUCGGCGCUCGCGCCUGCGGACCACUCCCUGUUCUUCGACAGCAUCGCGCGGAGCUCCGAGUACCUUCUCUUCACCACCGACCCCACGCUCUUCCCCUGGCUCCGCGCGUGCGACGCGCAGACGCGGCCGCGCACGAACAUUACGAACCGCCUCUGGCCGGAGCUCGUGCGCUGCCUCGAGGAGAUCCGGCGCGAGCUGGCCGGGCCCGGCGCCUCACGGAGCCUCCGCGGGGCGCUGGGCACCGGCCGCUUCGACGGCGCGCCGCCGGCUCCCGAGGGGCGGGCCCCGGCCUCGGCCUCGGGGCCCGCGCCGCAGCGGCUCGGGCGGGAGCGCCCGCCCCCGUCCGCGCCGCCCGGGCCCGAGCCCGCGGCUCGCGAGCCCGCUGGCGCCGACGCGCAGCGCGAG
Messenger RNA from Prorocentrum cordatum, 2781 nucleotides. NCBI's taxonomy places the organism in Eukaryota, Dinophyceae, Prorocentrales, Prorocentraceae. The record is from the annotation of a GenBank genome assembly.